Rana temporaria (common frog) is the source of this 6570-nucleotide messenger RNA. RefSeq names its product synemin (gene SYNM). Gene Ontology annotation, cellular component: costamere; neurofilament cytoskeleton; intermediate filament. Gene Ontology annotation, biological process: fast-twitch skeletal muscle fiber contraction; intermediate filament cytoskeleton organization. NCBI's taxonomy places the organism in Eukaryota, Metazoa, Chordata, Amphibia, Anura, Ranidae. Bases 146 to 5947 code for a protein of 1933 amino acids. The record is from RefSeq and is a predicted model, not a curated record. Gene Ontology annotation, molecular function: intermediate filament binding; structural constituent of muscle; structural constituent of cytoskeleton. The transcript has 4 exons.
UCCCUACUGCAUCAGAGCUCAUUCCCUGUCACUGCACCAAGGGGCUCCGAUGAGGAAAGGCUGAUGAGAGAAGACUCUUAGAAGAAGGACCAUUUCAACAGACAAAGAAAAAAAAAGUAAGGAAGGGUCCAAGUCAUUUGUGAAGAUGCUGUACGUACGAGGAGGAUUUGGGGAUGAGAAAUCCCAGUUAAAUGAACUGAACAAGCGUCUGGACCAGUAUUUGUCCAGGGUAAGGCAAUUGGAGACGGAGAACCAUCACCUGGUGGAAGAAGUCCUCAGUCUUCGCUCGGAGCGAGGGGCAGAAUGGUCAAAGGUCUACCACUCGGAGAUGUUCGAACUGAGGAGGAGAAUAGAAGACCUCACCGUAGAGAAAAGCGAAGCGGAGCUUCAGAGAGACAACCUUUUUCAAGAGCUGCAAGAUUUACAGGAAUUAUGGGAACAGGUGAGGAGCAUGAGGCUCAAGAUCGACCAACAGCUGGCUCAACACAAGCAAGAUCUGCAACAAGCGCAGAAAAGGCAAGCCGCCUUGGAGCAGCUGUACGGUCAGUUGCAGCAAGAGUGUCUGAUGCUCCAAGGUUCCCAUGAAGAGGAAAUGAUCGCUCUGAGAGAUCGGGCUUUCCAAAUGCCAUUGCAAAUGACCAUGCAGGAGGUUCUACGACCCAAACUCAGCUUGACCGAGGUCCAGAGCUUCUCGCUGGAGCUGUCCGACUCAUGGAGGGAUUCUUUCGUCUUCUAUCAGAAGAAGGUUGAGGAUCUAGAGAACAUCCUGAGGCUGAGCGAGGAGGAUCGGCAUGGAGCAGAAGAUGAAGUCACAAUAUACAGGCUGGAGUUCGAGAAAGUUCGCAAGGAAUAUGAGGAGCUUCUGGCCCUCAAAACUAGGCUUGGAGAUGAACUGCUUAGGAUGAAGGCAAAGUACAGGUUGGAGGUGGAGGAAUAUCAGAUCAUAAUAGAGGAGCUGGAGACUGAAAAGAAAAUUAUUACUGUGAACAUUACAGAAAGACUAAAGGAUUAUCACGACCUAAUGCAAGUAAAGAGCGGACUCAGCCUUGAAGUGGCAGCAUACAGGGCAUUGCUGGAAGCAGAGAGCAAAAAGGGAUCAGUAAUCAUCACAGAGCACACUAUCAGAGACAGGCCUGCAGGGUAUAUGACAUCAACGAUGGAGGACACCACAAGGUUUUCUAACAGAGGACGAGAGAAAUUUCAUUAUCCGAUUACUAAAAGUCAAGGCGAGACACAUUGGAAAGUUCACACACCUGAUUCAGGCAGAUUCCAGACUCGGAAUGCACCACAAACACAGAUUUCACCAAGAUAUACAAAUCUAGGAAAUACAAGCAGUUCCUUUGGCUCACGUAUUUAUGAAACUACAUCUCAACAAAGAUAUGGCAGGCUGGACACAAGCUUGUCCCCAAGAUAUGACUCUUCACGUAAGUCAGAAGCCACACCAACCGUGCUGUAUCAGACAGUACAACCAAAAACCAUGUCGCCAUAUUCAUCCACACAAUCAACAAUAAUUAGUCAAACAAGCCAACAAGAGCAAAUAACAGAUCAGAAGCCAGUAGCUCGAGCAAGAUCUCGUUCCAAAGAUUCUAGAAAAGGUCUGGUUGACAUUAAGGUAGAGAACAAGCAACAAGAAACUGAUUCUCAAAAAGUAUUUGCAACGGAAGAUGUUAAAGACAGGAAAUUAGAAUUGCAAUCUGUAAGAGAAACAAAGCAUGUUGUAUCGGGAAAUGAAAAAAUGGGUGAAAACGAGAAUAAAAAGAAUUAUGAUGAAACAGUAAGUGUAACAGAAACAGUGCAGAAAGAGACAAUUCAACAGCCUAAAACACAAGAGCUGCCUGUGAAAAAGGAGAGAAAAAAAAGAGAACAAGCCAAAAAAAGAAAAGAAGAGCAGGAGAAUGUUGCGAUAGGUGACACGAAUGUGGCAUGGGGUUCAACGGUGGAUGUAAAUGAAACCACCCAGGUGAGGAAAUCAACUGUCCUUGGUGAUAAGGCAGCUGAUCAGCCAAUUGUAUAUGAAAUACCAAUACAAUUUGAGGAAAGAAAACAAGAAGACGUUGAAGAACACAAAGCAAGAAACGUUAGUCAAACCUAUGUGAAUCAAGAAACUACUUUUCAAAGGAAAAUUGGGGAAUCUGGUAAAACUAACCUAGAACACAGAGAGGAAAAGAUUUUGGUUGAUGAUUAUCUUAAACAGUUAGGACAGUCUUCUGUAUUUGAAAAGAACGAGACUAAUACCUUCUUGGAAGAAAAUAAUCGGGGCAGCAGGUUUAUGAAAACCUUCGUUCCUGGAGAAAAGCCAAAAGAUAAGCAAGUAGUCAUGGAAAUACCAAUACAACUUGAAGGUAACAGAAAAGAAACUAGUUCAUACAAAGAAAAUUUUGAGAAUUCAGUGCAAAGCAGAGUUUCAGAAAAUGUAAAUAAAAUUUUUAUCGGUGAAAAAGAAAGCGUUGGAAUCGAUGAGAAGAACAAAUUGCAUAAAGGCUUUGAAAACGAUGAGUUUAGCAGAGCAGAAGAAUCUUCAAGUAUUUCAUCAGCGACCAUUGAGAACAAAGUCUUAGUCACUGAUAUACUUAAACAAUUAGGUCAUCCUUCUGACUUGGAUGAUACCAAUGUUACCUAUUUAGAACGAAAACAAAAGUGCAGUGAUGGAUCCAUGAAAACAGAAAUAUUGGUAGAAUCUAAAGUAGAAGAAGAGCUGGAUUUGUUUGAUGAACCGGACCUAACCGAUUUGUGGAACACAGGAUCCAAUUCAUCAUCUCAGAAGACAGAGACAGCUUAUAUCCCAGUUGAAGAAAUUCAGAGCAGGAAAUUCAAGAAAACAAUAUUGGAAGAUAUUACAGGAGCAGAAGCAGAAGAAUGGAUAGGAAACGUCGUUCACACCGGACUAAAGGGGUCUCCAGGAAAAUCUGUUAACGUUGAGAUAGUUCAGGAAUCCAUUGGCACGUUUGCAUAUGAAAAAGGAGAGUACUCUCCAACAUUCCAUGAAGAAGAAACUAAGGAUAACUAUAAUGAAGAAGAAUCAAUAAAUGCUGAAGAAAUGCCUGCUUCUAUAAGAACAGAUCAAACACAAGAAGAUAUUACAGGAGCAGAAGCAGAAGAAUGGAUUGGAAACGUCAUUCACACUGGACUAAAGGGGUCUCCAGGAAAAUCUGUUAACGUGGAGAUAGUUGAAGAAUCCAUUGGCACAUUUGCAUAUGAAAAAGGGGAGUACUCUAUACCAUUCCAUGUAGAAGAAGCAGAGGAUAACUAUUAUAAAGAAGAAUCAGUAAAUACUGAAGAAAUGCCUGCUUCUGCAAGAUCAGAUCAAACACAAGAUAACAUUCAACCCAGUGGAAGUCCAGCUCAAGUUGAGGAAAUAAUAGAGGGUGAGCAUGUCGAUGAAGAAAUCGAUUACUUUGUUUCCAUUCCAGAUGAUAAUCCAUAUGUACAAGAAGAGGAAGAGGAGACUAUACGAGGACAAAUUUACACAGAGGAAGAGUCCCAUGGUACGUAUUCUUGGCAGGAUGAAUUCUUACAGGGCUCCCAAGGUCGUAAAAGUUUGAGUGAGAUGUUGAAACAAGCUGCAACCACUGAACAAAGCUCCACAAACUACAAAACCACAGACACACUAGACAAAGAAGAACAAAAGGAAAAAUCUCAUGUGAAAACUAUUGUGAUUGAGAAAGCAAACACCUAUGAGUCCUCAGUGGAUAGAGAUAAUGAACUGCAAACACAACAACAAAAUGAAGACGCACCUGUUGAGGCUAUCUGGAUUGCGAAAGCAUCCACCUAUGGGUCAUCAGUGGAUAGUGGUGAUAUCUCCGACAUGACAAAACAAGACAGACAAUUGCAUGUAAAAACUAUUGGUAUUGAGAAAGCAGACAGCUAUGGGUCCUCAAUGUACAGCAGCAAAAGAUUUGACACCGAGGAACACAGAGGAGAGUCCCCUGUUGAAACUGUUGUAAUCGAGAAAACAAUUAAAGCUUCUCCUGAAAUGCAGUUUUCAUUAAUUGACUUUCUAUCUAAAGACCUCAAAGAUUCCCAUGAAAAAUUAAAAGGGACGCUAGAUUGUUUGCAAGGAAGCCUUCCUAAGGAGCUACUUGAAGAGCUGUCAGCACUUGCUGGGGAAGAGCAAACACAAACCAGCAGCUUGGCGGUGGAUAUUAAAAAGCUUGGCCAAGCAGAUAAAAGUGGCCUUGUGACCAUCGUGGCAGAAAUCAACGUAUCAAAAACCUUAGACGCAGAUGAUGAAAAUGAUCUAGAUUUAAGUAAAAUCAUUGAAAGCGAAGAGAGGCCUAUUCACAAAUCUCAAACAAUGUCCUCUGAAGAUGUACUGCAAAAAGAAGAGAGCACUGCUGGAAACAAAAUUAAUAGAAGUGAAGGCUCGCACAAUUUUGUUACACUGGGAAUGAAUAAUAGAGAACAGCGUUACACAUCUGAAGAAAACGUUGCGAAAAGCCCGACUACUGCAAGUGUCCAUUUUAGUCCAACACAGGAAGUCUCCUUUGGGCAAAGCACCACUGAUGCUAGCAGAUUCAUAAAACGUAUAGAGCUGGAUGACCUUGAGCAGAUAUUUCAAGUGGAGCCUGCAAGUUCUCAGAGUUCAGCUGCCUCCUCUUCCCCAACAGAAACAAACAGAUCUGAGCAUCAUAUUAAGUUUGCAUCCAAGGAACCAUUGUACAACAAACAAAUCAUCUUUGAGGGCCCUAUCUCUGAAACCCUUAAACUGGAUAUUGUGAAAAACACAGAAGAAACAUCCGAACAGAACAGAUCUAUAAAACAUAUAAAAAUAAGUCCAACUGAAAAUGUUCCCACAGAGCAGAUCAUAUUUCAGGGACCUCUAUUCAAAACUCUGGGCAUAGGAGCCGCAGGAGAACUAGCAGCUCAAGAAAAAUAUGUGGAACAUGUUAGUCGAGCAACUAAAGGUUCGUUCUUUGAGAGAUUCCAAGUUGGUAGUCAGGAAACUACAAGUCAUAGCACUGAGUUUACUGCAGGAUCCAGUAAGGCAACAUCACAUUUUAAGGUGAGCCCAAGUGAAUCCCUCAGUACACAAGUUAUGUUUGAGGGCAGCAUUCCCACAACUCAUGACUUCAGCCGACUAGAAACUGAUAAUUCAGAAGUUGACAUCAGACCAAUCGAACAUGGUUCUACUACCCAGAAAAUUCAUGUGUCAAAACAAGUUAAGUAUCAAGGUUAUGUUUCUGAACAACAUACUUCGGAAGAUCAGGGCAACAUCGAAGAGCGAAAUGACCAAACCAAUGUCAAUACUUCUAUCCACCACAUAAAAUUGAGUCCAAGCAAAGAACAUAUUGUUUUUGGAGGCCCCAUCUCUGCAAAUUUCCACAUUAGUGGAGAAGACAAAACAUAUGUAGAAGAUACAAACAGACCCAUUAGACACAUUCGGCUUGGCUCCCCAGAGGCACAUAUGCCAGAGUUUGUAACCUUUGAAGGACCAACUACAGAAUCCUAUGAAUCUUCUGAUUUUUUUGUUUCUUCACCAUCUGGAGAUUCCACUGAGAGUGAAAGAUCGAUCAAGCAUAUCAAACUGGGUCCAAAAGAGAAGACAUUCACCUUUCAGAUGGACAUAACCAAAUUUGCCACAAAGCAUUCAGAAGGAAAAGGAGCUGAAGAUAGCGGAAUGGUGAUUACUUCCAGUAAGUCUGAAGGUCAGCCAGGAUUUAGUCAGUCAAGCACUGAAUUAAUGGAUGACCCAGAGGUGGCAGAAAGUGGAUAUGGUGAGGAAGAAAUUGCUGGCGUCUCUCAGUUUGCUUACGAAAUCCUGCCCCAGAGCCAGAACAUCACUGAAACAUCAGAGCUUGAAAAAACUGUUCAAAUGCAAAGAAUGAUGCAUCAGAGCCAUAUGGUCUCUGGCGAGAAAAGAGUGGCCAUUGUUUAUCUUGAUGAAGAAGAAGAAGUAGAAGAAGAGGAAGAAGAAGACGAUCAAGAUUAUCUUAGGCGCUCGUUCUAAAAUCCUUUAUAAUAUUCAACUAAACAAAAAAGUGUAUAUAUAAAAAAAACUUUGACUAGCAUGAUAGCACAACCACACAAGGCGUGGCCCAAUGGCAUGAAUUUUUAAGUAUCUGUAUAAAUUUGAAAUUGCCGUAAUGCACUGAAAUUUAAUUUGCUAAAGAAUACUGCACCUAUAUCACACCUGUUGCAACAAUUUACUCUAAAGAGCUGAACGAACCCAUCUUGUUCCUGCAACACCAUUCAUUAUCUGUUACAGGAAAUACUAAUCUUAUAAUCACUUGUCAGUUAAAGUACAUCUGCCAGUUAUUCACAGUGGUGAUAGUGGUUUUAUGGACCAAUCCAAUUUCCUGGUAUCAUAAAACCGCUUCGCUAGUAACAAAUUUUCCGUGUACCAAAAUGCUGUAAUUUCUGCUGAAUCAGUUGGCUGAGGUCACAAUUUGAUCAUAAUUAAAGUUUCUACAAAUUAACCUCUUUCACUGUGGGUGCUCAAUGGAUGUACUUAACAGAUUUGCCCAGCUGUACUCAAGCAGUUAUAUUUUGAUCACUGAUAGAUGCAUUUGGAGAAAGCACUUGGCAGUCACCACAUCUAAGAAUUGGUAAGCUGCAAUAUAUUACAUUUUU